AUGGUAGCUCAAUCAGACGGCAAGACCUCGCCGUGGCUGUCCCUCACCGCUGGGGGCAUUGCCGGCGGUGUGGAAAUGGCGUGCACAUAUCCCUUCGAAUUCGCCAAGACGCGAGUGCAACUCUAUGGACACCAAAAGGGAUCGCGGAACCCAUUCGCCAUCGUCCUGCGCGUUGCUCGCGAGGAGGGGUUGUCGGCUCUGUACAAGGGAUGCAGCACGAUGAUCGUGGGCUCCAUCGGCAAGGACGCCGUCCGGUUCGUCGUGUUCGACAGCAUCCGCUCGGUGUUCGAAGAUAAGGAAACGCAUACCAUGAGCCCUAUGCAGAGCAUAGGUGCUGGAAUGGUGGCUGGCAUUGCGGGCAGUACAGUCAUCGUAACGCCAAGCGAGCGCAUCAAGACGGCGUUGAUCGAUGACGCCAAAACAACAAAAAGAUUCAACGGUGCGAUACACUGCAUCACGACACUCACCCGCGAGCAAGGUGUGCUCAAGGCUUUGUGGCGAGGAUACAUCACGACGACUUUGAAACAAAUCGGUACCACGGGUUUCCGACUUGGCAGCUACAGCAUCAUGAAGGACUUUGAGCGAUCGCGAGGCAUUAGCCCCGACGGGCCGAUAAUGAGCUUCGCCAACGGCGCCCUUGCCGGGACUGUGACUACAAUCGCGACGCAGCCAUUCGACACAAUCAAGACGAAAGCGCAGCAGGCAAAGGCGGUCGGCACCAUGGAGUCAUUUCGAACCAUCAUGGCUGAAGACGGAGUCAAGGGUCUCUGGAGAGGCACUGUCAUGCGCCUAGGCAGAACGGUGCUGUCGGGCGGCAUUCUGUUUACGGCCAACGAAGAAGUUAUGAAAGUUCUCAAGGUUCUUACAGGCAAAUGA
This is a messenger RNA of Colletotrichum graminicola M1.001, 876 nucleotides long. RefSeq lists its product as uncharacterized. Bases 1 to 876 code for a protein of 291 amino acids. The transcript has a single exon. Lineage: Eukaryota; Fungi; Ascomycota; Sordariomycetes; Glomerellales; Glomerellaceae. Gene Ontology annotation, biological process: mitochondrial citrate transmembrane transport. The record is from RefSeq and is a predicted model, not a curated record.